Molecule: messenger RNA, 4516 nt
Organism: Dama dama (fallow deer)
Lineage: Eukaryota; Metazoa; Chordata; Mammalia; Artiodactyla; Cervidae
Gene: CSNK2A2IP
Product: casein kinase 2 subunit alpha' interacting protein
Exons: 2
Coding region: 758-2929 (723 amino acids)
Source: RefSeq, a predicted model, not a curated record
GACAAAGGUCUGUAUAGUCAAGGCUCUGGUCUUCCCAGUGAUCACAUAUGGUUUUGAGAGCUGUACCGUAAAGAAGGCAGAACGCCAAAGAAUUGAUGCCUUCUAACUGUUGUGCUGGAGAAGCCUCCUGAAGGUGCCUUGGACAGCGAGGAGUCAAACCAGUCAAUUUUAAGGGAGAUCAACCCUGAAUAUUCUCUGGAAGGAUUGAUGCUGAAACUGAGGCUCCAGUAUUUUGGUCAUCUGAUGAGCACAAACGACUUAUUGGAAAAGUCCUUGAUACUGGGAAAGAUUGAGGGCCGAAGGAGAAGAGAGCAUCAUGGGAUUAGAUGGCUGGACAGCAUCGUGGAUGUCAUGAACAUGAACCUGGGCAAGCUCUGGGAGAUGGUGAGGGGUAGGAAAGCCUGGGGUGCUGCAGUCCAUGGGGUCUCAAAGGGUAGAACGCGACUGGGCAACUGAACAACAACAACAACACUUUGUGUCAUUUCCUUAAGAGGAAAAAACUCUAGGAAGCUAAAGAGAAGACAGAGAAGAAUCUCAAUUGGUGACACUUUUUUUCCAACCUCAUUUACACCUCAAUUUUGAGACACCUAUAAUAUUUAGGAAUUAACAGAAAGGUUACAAGACAGAUGUUUGACCCUUCUUAAAUUAUUUGUUUAGAAGUAUUUGUUGUCCAUGGAAUCCAGCUAAAAGACUGUCAGUUACCGAAACAUCCCUGCAAGCCAACUGCUUUCAGAAAGACCUCUAUGACUAGCACAAGAUGGUGCCCCUAGCAUAUUAUGAUCAACACUUUGUGCCCUUAGAAUACUCUUACCAACUGGCCGCAACCAGCUCAUCAGCACGUCAAUACACAGAUGAAAAAUUAAAUCAACCCAAUAACCAAUCUGUGGUCAGAGUACAAUCCCAUAGUAAUAACCUUGUAGUGCCUCCACCAAACUCUAGCCAGAAGGUACAGAGAUGCUCAGAAUUGCCCUCUGUCAUGUCUCAGGACACAAUUACAGGGGACUGCUAUAACAGGGUUCUAAAAUCACCAUUAUCUCACGCCAAACGUCAGGCCACACCUUCACUACACCUCCAGCGGAGAACUCCCUUGUGGCCUAAUAAGAAAGCCCUGAGCUCGCCUUUGUCCCACCCUAAACCUCAGAACACAUCUUCAUUUGACCUCAUUAAGACAUUGUCACCAGAGCCCAGUCAAACAGACUGGAGCUCACAGUUAUCCUUUCCUAAACCUCAGAAUACAUCUUCCCUAGAUCUUUUCUGGACAUCACCUCCACUGAAGUCUAUUCGAAGAGUGUCAAGUUCAUCACUAUAUGUCAAUCAUCAAGAAACUCCUUCCCCAGACUACCUAUGGACAUCAUCAUCUUUGGAACCUAAUCAAAGAGCCUUUAGUUCAGCAUUACCCCAGUCCAAGCCUCAGAAAGCUUCUUCAUUGGACAGCCUGUGGUCAUCUUUAUUAGAGCGCAAUCAAAGAUGCUUGAGCUCACCUUCUCUCAACUCUACAUCUCAAAUAAAUGACUUGUUUCAGACAUCACCUGAAGCCCAGCAUUUGGAGCCCAGUCAAAUGACUCUGAGCUCAUCAUUACCUGACCCCAGACUUCAGACACCACCUGUAUUGAGGUCCAAUUCCAGUGUUCUGAGAUUACCACUGUCCAAUUCAAAACCAAGAAAGUCACCUUUACCACACUCUGUCCACCAGUCAAAGAGUUUGCCGUUGUUCCAGCCCAAAACACUUGAUCAUGACUUCAGGACCCCGAGCUCAGCAAUGUGUCACUCCAGAUUGCAGGACACCACUUCACCAAGUGACAAACACAAAGCCAGAGAUCUUUCCUCACCUCAUCCCAAACCAAAUGUCUCAGGUCAAUCGUUAUUCAGCUCCAGGCACUCCAUGAGGAGCAUAGCUGCUUUAACACUGGGCUCCAGACUCCAGCGAAAAAGCAGUUUCGGUCAUUGUGAAGAGACGGGACCCAGUAAAGAAAUUCCAUGGACUUUAGAUUACACUCAACCCUGCAUUGUUAAAGGUGGAACUGUCCCCAGUGAUGUGGUAAAUAAAAUCGUCAAUUCUCUCUCCAAGACCAGAAUCCAGAGGGAUCUCUGUAGGCAGAUUCUCUUUCGAAGGAUGAGGGGAAGACCAAACCCUCGUCCUGGCCCCCGCCUUUCAUCAAGUUAUAUGGUUUGCUUGGCCUGUGCUUCCUGCGUCAGAUCUCAUUGCAGCCAUCUUACAGGAAGGAAGGACCCCCACGCCGCCACACUCUUUGUCAUCCCAACUCCUGAACUCACUCGUGAGAAGGAGAUAACGGUGAAACUAGUUUUUAUCCUUUCCCUACCAGAGACUACUUUUUUGCUCCCUGUGAAAGAAAAUCAGCCUGAUGAAGCCCCUGAAGACAAUCUUGAAGGAAUGGAGAAGAUAUCAAACAUUUUCCCUACCUCGGAAUCUGAUAUCACUCUGGGAGCUAAUGAGAAGAAGACCUGGCUGACAGUAGCCCCCGAAAAGCAAGCUGUAAGCCAACAGCCCCAGGCUGUAGACUGGCUGCUCUAUGUGAAGAAAAACAGCAGCCCUCAGUUCCAGUCCGUACUCCCGUCCUCUUCCUCCUCCACGUCUUUGUCCUCCUCAUCCUCUUCAUCUUCCUCCUCCUCUUCCUUUUCCACCAUAGCCCCCUUACCCCCUCCUCCUCCCCCAAAAGAGUCUGCCGUCUCAGACUGUGUGGUCACUAAGUUACUUAGUUACCACCGGUUGCCUCCAGGGGUCUCCUGGCUUGAGUUUAUAUGUAGUAAAAAUCACCAGCCACUUCCUGGAAAACCACGUCCAAGUCAGUCACCAUCUCCCAAAGCAAGGCCUAUGAGGAAUAGCACCACAGUUAAAAGGAGAAAGGGGCCCAAGACAGUGUUCAAAAUUUUCCAGACAAAGUUUCAAAAUGAGAGAAAUCUUGAUUAAAUUAACUUUUUGUUUCUUUGAAGGCAGUUGACCUCUUAGUUCUUUGACAUUAGUUUGAUUUCCUAUCAUGCUUAUUAAAAUUCUUAGUAUUAACUAAGUGUGCCUCUGUAUUUCAGCUGAUAAAGCAAUUAGUUAAGGGGAACUAUUACUUUUAAGUCUAUUUGAAGAGUCUUAAAUAAUAGACUUAUUAAUAGUCUUAAAUAAUAGACUAAUAACAGUCUUAAAUAAUAGACUAUGAACUUCUAGAAGCCCAAAAUGGAAUCCUGUGUUUUUAACCAUGUGCCUGGCUUACAGUAGCCACUAGAAAUAAAUGAAUUAAUAAUAAUUGACCACAGACCAUAAAUAUCUUAUUUGUCUUGCCUUGAACAGUAUCCAACUCACUGUUAUCCUCCUUCCUCAUAAGGCAUAAUAGUGAUGAUAUCCUUAAAACAACUUAUGCUAAUCUGGUUCCCUAUCUCUAAAGAAAAUUAAGAUCAUGUUUAACAGUUAAUACAUAUAGGAAGGAAUUUUUUCAGUCAUGUGUUCCUAGAGAAAAUUCUAUGGUAAGAUCCCACACUCUUAAAUGCAACAAUUUAUUCAACCUUAGCAAAUCUCAGAAAAGAAUAACCAACUGGUACAGAUAACCCUACCUCAUGCCAACCGUACCAGUAUUUAAAUUAUAGGCUGUAAAGUCACCUGCUCAUCACUUCUACUUAUACAAAAUAAAUGAGUUAAUAAAAAUGUUUAAAAAAUUGUUUCUGUUCCACUGGGUCUACUAGUAGCGGGAAGAAAAGGGAAUUGUCUUACCUACUACCUUAAAUAAUUAUACCUAUCCGAAAGAGCUAGAAUUAGUUUCUCUUGCAUACACUGAUGACUCACAAUUCUACCUCUCCAACUCUACUUCUUUCUAAUCACUAGAUUGCAUAUCAUACAUUCCAACUGGAACAUUGUGCAGGCAUCUUAAACUCAACAUAACCAACCCAGAAUUUAUCAUCUUUACCUUUACACUUGGCAUCUACACAUUACAGUCCUUUGUCCUCUGUGUUCCCUGUUUUAGUGGAUGUUCCACCAUCUGUCAUGGAGUCUGUUUUCUCAUUGCCCGCCCUCCUCCAAGUCCAUGAGUUCCAUGACCUUAUUCUCUAUAGAAUCUAGCUUUUUUCUCCAGCCCUAUUGCCACUAUUCUAGUUGUGGUCACAGAUUUGUCAGCUGGAUUACUGAAAUAACUCCUAAACAUGCAUUUUAACUUUUGAGCGUAUUUCUGAGAUCAAAGUUGAUGAUACCAUUUCACUGUUGGUAACCCUUUUUCAUUGCCCAUUGUUCUCUUAGGAAAGUCUUAAUUCCUUCUGUGAUUGAGUCAUGAUAAUUUUCAAGACUGAUUUCUUUCUCUUUUCCAGUCUCAGCCACAUUAAUUUCUCUACAGUGGGAAGCAAGCCUCCUACAUUUCCAAAUCAACAAUUCUGGUGUCCAGAAUGAUCUUUCCAUUUAUACAUUUUUGCUCUACAGAGCUCUAAAAUCUUCUGGGAAACCUUUUCCUGAUCCACUUACAACUGAAGGGUUUAGUUGGCUUUCUUAUUACCAUGAAACUUUAUUUUUACUCUUUAUACUGAU